Messenger RNA from Dimorphilus gyrociliatus, 1317 nucleotides. The record is from the annotation of a GenBank genome assembly. Lineage: Eukaryota; Metazoa; Annelida; Polychaeta; Dinophilidae.
AAGCAGACGACUCUCAAAAACUGGAAUUGUGAAAGAUGCAAUAGAGACACUUUAUAAAAUAAAACACUUAUUACUAGAACAACAAAUAUGGAAGAUACUAAGUUGAUCUUGACAUUAAUCAUAAAUGCAGCCUUUUCAUUGGUUUCAUCAUUAAUUUUAAUUAAAAUUAUACCAAGAUUCUCCAAAAUGUUUAUUGGCGCUAAUUUGUUUGGGAAAGAUUUAAAUAAAGCUCAAUUAAAAAAACUGCCAGAAGCUCAAGGAGUAUUAGCAGGAGCAUUUUUUCUAAUCGUUCUCUUUCUGUUCAUUCCCGUUCCUUUCUAUGAAUAUUUCUAUAAUCGAUCGAUAGGAACUCAAUUUCCAUUUUCCGAGUAUGUUCAAUUCCUAGCUGCAUUACUGUCAAUUUGCUGUAUGAUUUUCUUGGGUUUUGCUGAUGAUGUCAUGGAUCUGCGAUGGCGUCACAAACUCCUUUUACCUACCAUAGCUUCGUUACCACUUCUUAUGGUCUAUUUCGUUACAUUUGAUCUCACAGAGAUAAUUGUUCCUAAACCAUUUCGGGCAUUUGUUGGAUUUUCCAUAAAUAUUGGACCACUUUACUAUCUAUAUAUGGGAAUGCUAGCAGUUUUUUGUACCAAUGCAAUAAACAUUCUAGCUGGUAUUAAUGGUGUUGAAGCUGGACAAAGUCUCAUAAUUGCAAUAUCAGUAGUCAUUUUUAAUGUUUUAGAAAUUCAUGGAACUCAUCGCGAAGCACAUAUUUUUUCUUUGUACUUCCUUAUGCCUUAUAUUGGAGUAUGUUUGGGUUUAUUGUAUCACAAUUGGUAUCCAGCAAACGCCUUUGUUGGUGAUACGUUUUGUUACUUUUCUGGUAUGACAUUUGCCGUUGUUGCUAUUCUUGGUCAUUUUAGCAAAACUAUGCUCCUAUUCUUUAUUCCUCAAGUAUUCAACUUUCUUUUCUCUGCUCCCCAACUAUUUCACUUUGUUCCCUGUCCAAGGCAUAGGAUGCCAAAAUAUAAUGUAAAAACUGACAAAUUGGAAUCUAGCUUAGCCGAAUUUAGCGAAAAAGAUAUCAAAUUUCCAGGAAAAUAUAUUCUCCGUAUUGCAUCUUUCUUUAGAUUAAUCAACCUAACGCAAACUGUUGAAAAAGAGAACCAUAUUCAUUACAAGUGCACUAAUAUGACGAUUCUGAACUUGCUACUGAGGCUGUUCGGGCCGUUACAUGAGAAAACAUUGUGUUGUGUUUAUUUAAUGCUUCAAGCAUUAUGUAGUAUUGUCGCUUUUAUGAUUCGAUAUCAAAUUGCAGGUUUAGUGUACGAUACCUAG